Molecule: messenger RNA, 5502 nt
Organism: Engraulis encrasicolus (European anchovy)
Lineage: Eukaryota; Metazoa; Chordata; Actinopteri; Clupeiformes; Engraulidae
Gene: cdh5
Product: cadherin 5
Exons: 12
Coding region: 352-2676 (774 amino acids)
Biological process (GO): regulation of establishment of cell polarity; calcium-dependent cell-cell adhesion; cell morphogenesis
Cellular component (GO): catenin complex; bicellular tight junction; adherens junction
Molecular function (GO): cadherin binding; calcium ion binding
Source: RefSeq, a predicted model, not a curated record
GGACAAUCACACACACACACACUCACACGCUCUCACACACACUCCACUUCACUCUGCACUCCAACAGGUCCGCACGCACACACACACACACCACCAGCAGCAGCAGCCGAGAAGAGCCGAGAAGAGAAGAGAAGAGAAGAGAAGAGAAGAGAAGAGAAGAGAAGAGAAGAGAAGAGAAGAGAAGAGAAGAGAAGAGAAGAGAAGAGAAGAGAAGAGAAGAGAAGAGAAAACAGAGAGGAGAGCAGACAGACAGCUGUUGGACUUAGCAUUGGGAUUAUUUUUGCCUGACAACCUGCCGCUGACCGGGAGCCUCCAAGGGAGUCAGUACAAGAGCGUCCCUCAGGGUGGAGAAUGGGGGCGUGUGGAGAGGUCAGAGGUCAACCUUGGGGCCUGGUGGCUCUGUUGCUGCUCAUGUGUUGGGGGUCGCUUCUAGGUGUGGAUGGAGCCGACGCAACCUGGAGGUGGAACCAGUUCGUAACCUCAGAGAACUCGGAUGUGCCCGACCCUCCACAGUACGUCACAAAAUUGAACAAUGACAUAUUCAACCUAGAGAAGCAUAAAUAUAUCAUUGAGGGAGAAGGAGUCGGAGAUAUCUUCACAGUCCAAGAUGCUGGAGACAUCUACGUCAUCGGUUUGCUAGACCGGGAAACCAAAAGCCAGUAUCAUCUAACAGCCAGAAUGGUGGACAAGUUACACAAUGGGCAAAACGUGGUGGCCCCUGCACCUUUCACCAUCUCUAUCGGCGAUAUUAAUGACAACGAUCCAGUCUUCAACGGGCCCUAUGAAGCCUCUGUACAAGAAAUGUCCACCACGGGGACGGAGGUGAUGGUUAUCAAUGCCACUGAUGCGGACGACGGCAACACAGAGAAUGGAAGGAUCCGUUUUACUUUGUUGAACGGAACCGAGUUCUUUACCAUCAUUGAAAGGGGGCAAGGAAGUGGUACUAUCAAGACAAAGGUCUCCAAUCUGGAUCGAGAGACCACCCCAGAGUACAAGAUCCUGGUUCAAGCGAGUGAUGGUGGCAAAAACGCUGUUCACUCAGUACAAACUGUUGUCACCAUAAGAAUCAAAGACAUCAACGAUAACAUGUCAACGUUUAAAGACGCUAAUUACCGCUUCACUGUGCCUGAAGACGUGAGCGUGCACUCCAUCAUCGGUCAUCUUCAGAUUGAGGACAAGGACACGAAGGACAACAAGAACCCCAUAUUCAAGAUCGACGCUCCGCAAAUCAACAACCUGCUGGAAAUCAAACUGAACAAAGAGAAGAAUGGAGAACUUUUCCUGAAACAGGCUCUGGAUUAUGAGACACAGUCCAGCUACAGCUUCCCUAUCUCCGUGACGGAGAACAUCGUCCCAAAUGUGCCCCAGAACCCGAGGGCCAUUCAGAAAGCGAACGUCGUGAUCAUCGUCACCGAUGUGGACGAGGCGCCGGUGUUUGACAAGGCGGAAUAUAACAUACAGGUGGAGGAGGAGAAAUUCCCCUUCGUCUUUCGAGAGGUCAUCAAGGCAAGGGAUCCAGACACGGCCAACCUCCCCAUCAGGUACUCCGUUGAGGAGAGCUGUCCCAUUGCCAUCGACCCGAAAGAGGGAGUUUUGUCUCUGAGAGUGAAGUUGGACAGAGAAUACAAACCUCUUCACAAGUGCCAGGUCACGGCUGCGGAGACACUACCAGGAGGCGGAGAAGGUCUGAAGUCCCAUGUGCUCCUCAACCUGGAUGUCCUGGAUAUAAAUGACCACGCCCCCAAGCUGUCUACUGAGGAAGUGGAUGUGUGUGAAUCUGAUAAACCUGGGACGAUUGUUGCCACCCUGGGUGCCAUUGACAAUGAUGAAAUGAGCAAGACGUUCACCUUCAGAUUGGCAAAGCCGAGCUCCAACUUCUCCCUGUCAGACACCAAUAACGGCACGGCGAUCCUGCGUGUGAAGCAGGGUGGCUUCCGGACGGAGGACUCGAGCGACCACGUGCUGGAGGUGGAGGUGGCCGACGGGCGUAGCGGCGGCCCGGGCGUGCUGAAGAGCGUGGAGCGCCUGCGCAUCAAGGUGUGCACCUGCGGCGCCGACCGCACGCCCGAGUACUGCAGGCCGCACCGCCGGGCGGUGGGCGUCAGCAUGCACGCCCUCAUCACCAUCCUGCUCUGCAUCGUCACCAUACUCGUGAUCGUGAUCCUGCUGGUCCUGCGUCAGCGCUACCGUAAGGACUCCCUGGUGGCGCUGGGCAAGUCCUCCGCGGGCAGCGAGAUCCACGAGCAGCUGGUGACAUACGACGAGGAGGGCGGCGGCGAGAUGGACACCAACGGCUACGACGUGUCCAUCCUGACGUCCGCGCGGCACGACGGCUCGCUGCAGCUGCCCUCGCACACGCCCACGCCCGGCGUCUACGCCCGCGUCAACAAGCAGCCGCCGCUCGCGCUCGGCGCCGCCAAGGGAGACAUGGCCGCCAUGAUCGAGGUGAAGAAGGACGAGGCGGACCACGAUCGCGACGGGGGCCCCUACGACACCCUCCACAUCUACGGCUACGAGGGGCCCGGCUCGCUCGCCGGCAGCCUCAGCUCGCUCGAGUCCGACUCGUCCGGCGCCGACAGCGAGGAUUACGACUUCCUGUCGGAGUGGGGACCUCGCUUCAGGACCCUCGCCGAGCUGUACGGCGUGGACGGAUACGCAGGGGGGUUGCCCUACUAGAGGGGGCCCCCCUGAUGUGUGGAGGGAGGGGUUCGGCCGGCCUUCUCUGCCGAAUGGGCACUCCUCCUGAAGGGAUCUGGGUGUACUGUAGGGUGGACUCCCUUUUCUAAAGGGCCGACAUGUGGGAGUGGCGCUGGACAUACUGAGGGGAUGUCUGGGGGGGACCUUGCCAUACUGUUGGGUAUUACUGAUGGGGGAGGGUGACCUCGUCCUCCAAAGAGGGCUGAUUUGAGGGGGAGUACACCUACCUACCAUAGGGCCUUAGUUGUGGGGGGAGUGCACCUAUAGUAUUGGGCCUAUAGGGAUAUUUGAGGAAAGCUUGCUCUGCUGGUGGCUCUAAUGUUCUGAAGGGAGCCCUACUCGCACUACUUUAAGGCCCUUUUUUGUGCCAUGCUUUCUAAUGUUCUGGCGCAAUGACCUUAAAAAACAUCUGCCAUCUUGUGUUUAGGACCACCAAAAGACUUGUGACCUUAUGGAAAGGGAAGUCUCCAGAAUCAUAUUCCUGGAACUGGAAAACUUUCUGGAAUCAUUUUUGUUUGUUUGUUUGUUUAUUUUUUUGUUCGUCUGUUUGUAAUGUGCCAAUGCAAUUUAGUGGGUUUUCAUUCAUUUUGAUGGGACAAACAACCCGUUUGUCAGCACUGACAGUGUUAUUUGAUAUUUUUUAUCUUUAAAUAUCUUGGCCUAUUUGGGUCUGUUUUUUGUACAUUUGUAAUGACAUACAUAUAUGUGCAAACUAAGAACAAUGGACAUCAAUGGAUCAUGUCUACUAUUUGUUUUUCCUUUUAAGUCGCAACAAUAUUUCUGUUUUAUUUAAAAAUGACUGAGUGCCUAAAGUGGAAGGUAGCAAAGGCAGCCAAUUUAAAGGCUUGUCUUGGCACACACUUGGCAAAAGUAUCAACAACAAAAAACAUCAGAAUUUCUAUUUGGAUAAUGAGUUGAUUUACAGCAAUUGCGAGAGAGUUUGUCAGUGAAACAGCUCUCUGAGAAAGCAGCUCCAUUUGAAAAAAAUGAGACAUCAACCACUGCCAUGCCAGCCAAUGUGGUGGAUUAAGUUGGCUUUCGUUUCGCGAGACACAGAAUAUGCUUGCUAUUGUCCAGAGACCAGCGCAGGAAGCAGCGAGAGCAAGGCUCUGACAGAAUUAAGGCCUAUUCACGCUUUAUUUGACAGGACUCAUCAUCACAUCGAUUGUUGUGUGCUGGGCUGGAAAUCUCCAAGGUCCACGGAUAUAAAAAUACUACAAGCUUCUCAGGAAGCAUCGUAGGCGAACAAGGCCUCUAGUUGACAUCUGAAUAACUCUAACCUUUCAUCCCUGUGUGAGUCUGUAACUGCUAAAUAUAAGACAGCUGCUUCUGUUAUUUAUAAAUCGAAGCGGUCAGGCCCAAUUACAAUAAUUACACAGAGAGCGAGACCAAAAAUGUAUGACUCUUGAUUCUCGAUUCUGAUUGGGCACCGGUGUAUGAAGGAUUACAACCAUACCUGUUCAAUUCCACAAAGCUCGUGGAGACAGUCUGGGUGUCAUUUACUCCUCAAAAUUUUGAUUUCAUUCACUUCCAAUUCUCAUUUCAUUAUUUGUCUUUGUUGUCUGUUGGCUGAUGAUUUCCUUAAAUGCAAACAAAAUUGUUCAGCUACUUGCGGUAAAGCAGUCCAAAGUAAACCAUCGGCACAAUAUGUGGAAGCCACCGGUGCCCCCUUCCUGUUAGCCUCCUCUCGCUAAACGCUACGCUAACAUCCACUAAUGAAUCUUAGCCCCUGCUCAACAACCCCAGCACACCAGCACCCCCCCUCCAGCUUCCUUCACAUAUGUGCUUCAGGAAACUGACUUCCUGUCCCAUUAUCUUCGAGGCAGGGACACAUUGUGAGGCACUUCCUGUUUUCUUUACACGUCUGGGGAAAGAAUCUUGGGAGCAGAGGGCAACAGGAACAGUAGCUCUGGCCGCCAUCUUAGGGUCCUCUCUCUCUGGGCUGAAGUUCAAGCACAGAUCUGAAUGACUAGCUUCGACAUCACCCACUGAUUACUGAUUACAGAACCAGUGUUGCCAAAUGGAAAAUGCUAAACUAUCGUACCAAAACCUCAAAAUUUUUGGGGGCUUUUUUGGGAGGAAUUUAUCUUACAGUAACCAAAUGGUUGUUUUAAGGCAACUAAAUGAACUGAAUAAAAUUCAUCGAAUUUAUCGUACACAGGACAAUAUGGACAAAAUUAUGGUACAUAUUCGACAAUUAUCGUACAUCUGGCAACACUGUCCGGAACACACAGCGUUUCCAAACCAUUCAAAUCCAUAAUGCACUGAAACCAGUAGAGAAAACUUUUUUUUUUUUUAAAACAUAUUUUAGGUUUAACAUGUAGGCCUAUUAUAUAUGAAACUGUAAGAAAACUGAUAACGCGGAAGGUUUGUUCAUUUAUUCACAACUUCUAUCUUUUUUACCUUCCACUGUCCAAAUUGGAGAUGGCAUUCCGCUAUGCAGGCCUAUUUCCACGUUAGCCAGCUGCUCGCAUUGCUGUUUAUCAACCAGUAAGAAUCAACCAUUCCAUAUUAAAAGAGAGGAACAACUCGAUCACUUAAUUAAUUAAUUAAUCAAUUAUAAUUAUAACUUCCACAACAUAUUCCAAAAUGGUGAACUCUGUCAUUUUUUUUUCUCCAUUUCUUUAAACACAAACACACCGUAUUUAUCUGUGUUGAAGUCUGUCUGCAAAAUCUGCCGACUGCCGACUUUUGAGUAUUUUCUACUAUACUUGACGAUAUCUACUGAGAUAUAUGACUUACAGUGGGCCAAAGGGUGUGGGGUUUAUUCAUGUGUGUGUGUGUGUGUGUGUGUGUGUGUGUGUG